AUGGACGGCCCAGGACGGGCAUGUUCCACACGGUGGGUGCUGCUGGUGGCUCACCGUUGUUGCUGUUACUCCCAUGUUAAUGAUGCUGUUGCAGAUGCGGUGGAACCAAGCCACUUUGUGUUGCUCGCUUCGCACAAGGAUCGUUCUCCGGACGGCAGCCUAUCCCAGCCGAGCCAGCUUCUGUUGGGGCUUCUAGAAGAAUUCCUCUGCCCAGGCUCUGCCCAGGUCAGAACCGAACCGAACCCAGGUCGGAAUCCAGGUCACCGUCCUUCCCGCUCAUGUGAGAUGGGCGGCGGGGCCAGCAAUGACGAGUUCUUUGCGCCUGGCUAG
Xylaria bambusicola is the source of this 330-nucleotide messenger RNA. RefSeq lists its product as uncharacterized. The transcript has a single exon. NCBI's taxonomy places the organism in Eukaryota, Fungi, Ascomycota, Sordariomycetes, Xylariales, Xylariaceae. The record is from RefSeq and is a predicted model, not a curated record. The coding region runs from base 1 to 330 and encodes 109 amino acids.